CUGGGAUUGCAUAUUGUUGGCGACAGCAAUCUCAUCCUAACACAAUUGCAGAAGCGACGGGUACCAAGGGCUCGUCACUUACAAGGGCUUUACGGACAGUGCCGGAUACUGGCGGACCGACUGAUGGUGUCUUCAUGGUCACAUCACCUGCGGCACUUCAACAAAACAGCGGACGGCCUAGCAAACAUUGCUAUGGACACCAAACAAAGCAAG
Messenger RNA from Phytophthora sojae, 213 nucleotides. RefSeq lists its product as hypothetical. Gene Ontology annotation, molecular function: nucleic acid binding; RNA-DNA hybrid ribonuclease activity. The record is from RefSeq and is a predicted model, not a curated record. The annotation marks the transcript as partial. Lineage: Eukaryota; Oomycota; Peronosporomycetes; Peronosporales; Peronosporaceae. The transcript has a single exon.